Molecule: messenger RNA, 1284 nt
Organism: Cyphellophora europaea CBS 101466
Lineage: Eukaryota; Fungi; Ascomycota; Eurotiomycetes; Chaetothyriales; Cyphellophoraceae
Exons: 3
Coding region: 1-1284 (427 amino acids)
Biological process (GO): protein dephosphorylation
Cellular component (GO): nucleus
Molecular function (GO): protein tyrosine/serine/threonine phosphatase activity
Source: RefSeq, a predicted model, not a curated record
AUGGACAUACCAACCCUGAACCGAUGUCCGGGCUACAAUCUCUACAUUGGUGGAUUCAUAGCCUUACGGCGUCCAAAGGCUCUCCAGAACUGCCACAUCACGCACAUUGUGUCGGUGAUGGACUGGAAGUUUGAAGAGGAUAAUGCUCUAACACGAGGCUUUCAACACCUUCACAUCCCAGUUGACGACGUUGAGGAUGAGAAUCUUCUCCGCUAUUUUCCACAGGCGGUCGAUUUCAUCCACAAGGGGUUGAAGCACUGGCAACCCGACAAACCAAUCAACAAUGUCACAGAUCUUUCGUCUGGAUCAGAGGACGUUCAUCAAGGCAGCGGGGUUCUGAUACACUGUGCCAUGGGCAAGUCCCGCUCCGCCACCGUCCUGCUUGCCUACCUCCUAUGGCUAUCACGCCAAUCACGCUCGACCUCCCCUACCGACAAUGACAACGACGGCGUCGCCCUGCCACCGGAGCCACUUUCUGUCAUUGACGCCCUAACCCUCCUUCGCCGUGGCCGUCCUAUCGCCGAACCCAACGAAGGGUUCAUGGACCAGCUUUACCUAUACGUCGACAUGGGCUGCCCCACGACAUCGACUGAGCUCGAAUCUCACAAACUCUACCGCCGCUUCAUGAACAAGCGCAACGUCGCUGAAUCCCUCGCUACCAACCAGGCCCCCGAUGUAGUCGACAUUCUCUUUGAAGAUGAGGACGACGAUGCAGCCACUGACGAGCCGCCUUCAUCACGCAUGGCGAAGCUCACCACCACUGACGCCGACAAUAGCGCCCCCAAAGAUUUUGCCGAAGUGGUGCCCGGCGUGUCCGCACCAACCGGUGCCCCUCUAGACGCUGGCAGCGCCAACACCCCCAAGAGCACGACGCAAGUCCGCUGUCGCCGUUGCCGCACCAUUCUCGCCUCCACUCCGCACAUUGUUGAUCACAAGCCUUCGCGUAGCGACCCGGCAAGUCAGCCAUGCGCGCACAUCUUCCUGCACCCGCUCAGCUGGAUGAGGGAAACGCUCGCCGAGGGACAGCUGGACGGGCGGCUCAGCUGUCCGACCAAGACGUGCGGCGCCAAUGUGGGCAAGUUCGCAUGGCAGGGUCUGCGGUGCAGUUGUGGCGGGUGGGUAACGCCAGGCUUUGGAGUCGGCCGGGCGAGGGUGGACGAGGUAGAGGUAAACGCCAGUGGGCCGGGCCGGACUGAUGGACAGCAGCGAGGUGUGGGCACAGGCAGAGUGGGAGGUGCGGGCAUCCGUCUGCCGCCGGGGAUGCGGAGAGAUGGGAAUCUAUGA